AUGGCUACCACUCCUGCUCCCAAUCCCCGUGCCUCGCUCCUUUCUGGUCUCCGCACGGGCGGCGUCCGCUCCUCCUCGAACCCGAUGCAGAACGUCCCCCACACCGCAGCCCCCGGCGGGUCCUUCAACGUCCCGCGCUUCAACGCUGCCGUAUACCCGCCCGAGGAGGAGGAGGACGAGAUCUCCGACAUGGUCGCGCAGAACCUGUACAUCAACCCCGGCAACUAUGUCAACAGGCGCCAGCCUCUCACUGCUGCUGUCGAUGGCCCGAACAACCGCUUUUCGCAGCAGCAGGGCAACAUGCAGAUGAACAACGGAGGCUACCCCAUGAGCGCGACCGGGUUUGGUGUGCAGGGUAUGCAGGCUCAAGCCCAGGCGCAGGCUAUCCAGAUGCAGAUGGUGCAGAUGGAGAUCCUCAGGCUUCAGGCAUUGCAGGCUCAGCAGUAUCAGGCUGAGCUACUCGCUCAGGCGCAGCGCCAGCAGCAGGCCCAGAACGGUCGGCGUGCCAGUGCCAGUUUCAACCCUCCUGCCACUGCCGCCCCGACCACGACCUCGUUCGACUUUCGUUCGGCUGCAUUCAAUGCUCAGAUGCGCCGUGCCACCCAGGGCGACCAGCUCAAGUCUCAGCUCGGUGUCGUCGGCGAAGACCAGGUGCCGAUGACUGCGGCCCUGGGCGGAAAGUUCGGCGGCCGGAUGGCGCCGUUGGGAGCUAGGUACAACGACGAGCAGGAGUUGAGCUUCAACGUCCCCCAGAACACGCCUGCUACGGCGCGUACGACCGUCAUUAGCGGCGGGACGUCGCUAGGAAGUCUUGCUUCAAACAACGUGAACCACGACGGUGCCACUGCCCCCGCACCGUCCAAAUCCGACACCGCGAGCUCUUGGAGACGCGGAGGAAACAACAACUCCGUGUUGAGCGGCAACAGGGUCGCGUCUCUUCCUAACGUGAAAGUCAGCCCCCCGCCGAGCGAGCGCGUCUCCCCUCCUCCCAACGAGAGCACCCAGACCAAGGCUCGUCCCCGGCCUUUGCAGUUCAACAUCGCGGUGCAGCAGCCCCUCCCGGCUGUCCAGAUCGACACCACCGAGGGCAACGAGGCCGAAGACGACACAGCGUCCACCACGUCCUCUCGAUCCGGCGGUGCGGGCUCCCCGCAGUCCUCUUCGCCCUUCACCCCGCCGCACUCUUCCUCCUCCCAUGGCAGCAACCCGCCUCUCUCGCCGCGCGAGGAGGCGGCGAAGAAGCUCUACGAGGGCCUCGGCAUCGGCCGGCCCGCCCCCCAGGGGGCGGCGCCGCAGCAGUCGGUUGUGAGCCACAGGUUGGCCAGCCAGCCGAUGAGGCAGCCCCGCGGGCCGCCGUCGGGCGCUGACGAGCUGGGCCCGAAGAACUUUGCUACCAGGAUCAGAAGGAAGGCCAUCGGCGGGCUCGGGAUGCUCAUGGGCGCGCGGGAGAGGCGCGAGGUCGAAGUCUUUUGA
Gloeophyllum trabeum ATCC 11539 is the source of this 1473-nucleotide messenger RNA. RefSeq lists its product as uncharacterized. The transcript has 2 exons. Bases 1 to 1473 code for a protein of 490 amino acids. Lineage: Eukaryota; Fungi; Basidiomycota; Agaricomycetes; Gloeophyllales; Gloeophyllaceae. The record is from RefSeq and is a predicted model, not a curated record.